Aedes albopictus (Asian tiger mosquito) is the source of this 1358-nucleotide messenger RNA. RefSeq names its product opsin-1-like. Gene Ontology annotation, biological process: G protein-coupled receptor signaling pathway; cellular response to light stimulus; visual perception. Lineage: Eukaryota; Metazoa; Arthropoda; Insecta; Diptera; Culicidae. The transcript has a single exon. The record is from RefSeq and is a predicted model, not a curated record. Gene Ontology annotation, molecular function: G protein-coupled photoreceptor activity. Bases 156 to 1280 code for a protein of 374 amino acids. Gene Ontology annotation, cellular component: plasma membrane.
GUCGUUCUUUGGUUCUAAUGUAGGUCUGAAGUAGUUCGCCUUCGCUGCGAUUUUCUUCAGCUCCUCUUGGAUAAUUAACAUCUACUGUGGUGGUGUCAGUGUGAUCAAAGUCCUCGUUACUUUUGUGACUUUAAGUGAAUCCGUAAACUAAUAGUAUGGCCUCGUACGGUGCGUGGAUGGCUGCUCAGUCAGCUAGUGCAGUAGCCACCAAUCUGACUGUGGUGGACAGAGUUCCGGCCGAUAUGCUGCACAUGGUGGACGCCCAUUGGUACCAGUUCCCGCCGAUGAACCCACUGUGGCACUCGUUGCUGGGCUUUGCCAUCGCCAUCCUCUGCUUCAUCUCGCUGGUCGGCAACGGAAUGGUCAUGUACAUCUUCACCAACACCAGGACACUCCGAACCCCAUCCAACCUGCUAGUGGUCAAUCUAGCCUUCUCGGACUUCCUGAUGAUGUUUACCAUGGGACCGCCGAUGGUGAUCAACUGCUACUACGAGACCUGGGUCUUCGGCCCACUGGCUUGCGAGAUCUACGGCAUGUUUGGAUCACUGUUCGGCUGUGUCUCGAUCUGGACCAUGACUAUGAUUGCGUUCGACCGUUACAAUGUCAUCGUGAAUGGUCUUUCCGGUAAGCCUCUGACUAACAACGGUGCUUUGGCUCGUAUCGCUGGAGUGUGGGUUGCUACCUUGGCGUGGACCUUGGCUCCAUUCUUCGGUUGGAACCGUUACGUGCCGGAAGGAAACAUGAGCGCCUGUGGAACUGACUAUCUGACCGACACCUUCAGCAGCCGCUCGUACAUCCUAGUGUACUCGAUCUUCGUGUACUUCUCGCCAUUGUUCCUGAUCAUUUACUCGUACACCUUCAUCAUCAAAGCCGUGUCUGCCCACGAAAAGAACAUGCGUGAACAGGCCAAGAAGAUGAACGUUGCCUCGCUGCGAUCGUCCGAGGCCCAGAAUACCAGCACCGAAAUGAAGCUGGCCAAGGUCGCCCUGGUCACCAUCUCGCUGUGGUUCUUGGCAUGGACUCCGUAUCUGAUAAUCAACUACACCGGAAUCUUCAAGGCCUCGCCAAUCAGCCCUCUGGCCACCAUCUGGGGAUCGCUGUUCGCCAAGGCCAACGCCGUGUACAACCCGAUCGUGUACGGAAUCAGCCAUCCGAAGUACCGAGCUGCCUUGUACCAGAAGUUCCCAUCGCUGUCCUGUACGGAUCCUGCCGACGAUACGCAGUCGGUCGCCUCUGGAACCACGACGGUUGUGUCGACUGAAAAGACGGAAUCUGCUUAAACGACAUGGUGAUGUUUAAACGGUUUAUGAUUACUAUUUAUAGAGUUUUCAAUAUAUUUAGUGAGCAAUUUUUAAAAA